Strongyloides ratti is the source of this 591-nucleotide messenger RNA. RefSeq lists its product as hypothetical. The record is from RefSeq and is a predicted model, not a curated record. The transcript has 2 exons. Bases 1 to 591 code for a protein of 196 amino acids. Lineage: Eukaryota; Metazoa; Nematoda; Chromadorea; Rhabditida; Strongyloididae.
AUGACAUCGGAUGAAUUACUACAUGCAAACAAACUUUAUUAUUUUUUUGCAAUACCUGAAGAUAAUUGUAAAAAGGAGCUUUUAGAACUUUGCAUAAUAUUUAAAGCUGUCAAUAGCAAACCAGAAAUGAUAAUAAAAGGAUACAAUUCAACACCAAUAUCGCUCAAAAAUAUAAAAAUUGAUGUUAAUAAAUUGUAUUAUAAAGAUGAAGAUGGAGUUAAAGAAGUGCCAAACUUAAAUAAAACUACUAAUGGCCUAUUUUCACUAAAUGAAUAUGAACUUUUAAAAUUUUUUUAUGAUUGGUCGUCAACUGGAAAGAACCGUAUGAUAACGAAGAUAUUCUACUUUGCACCGCCACAAGAAAACUAUAUAUUUCCAUUGGAAUACAUUCUCUACUCAUCAAAUGAGACGGUGGUCAGACCAAAUUGCUCAAUCAAUGGAUACAGUUAUGGUUAUCUUUAUUCAGUUUAUUGUAAUAAAAAAUUAGUUAACCUAGAUGAAUUGGAUGCUAAUGGAGUAGCAAAAGAUGGUUUAUAUCGCUCGGUGAUUUUGUUUAUACAUCAGAUGUUACAAGUUUCAAUACAACUUUAA